This is a messenger RNA of Phycomyces blakesleeanus NRRL 1555(-), 495 nucleotides long. RefSeq lists its product as hypothetical. The record is from RefSeq and is a predicted model, not a curated record. Lineage: Eukaryota; Fungi; Mucoromycota; Mucoromycetes; Mucorales; Phycomycetaceae. The transcript has 2 exons. The coding region runs from base 1 to 495 and encodes 164 amino acids.
AUGAUGUUAAUAAUUUAUUUGAAGUGUGCCUUGGGCAGUCAUUAUAAAAACACAUGGAAUAUUGAACACAGCAAACACAAGAGAAGUCUGUCUAGUAAAAAGACUGGAUGUCUCUAUCUCUUGAAAAUAUCAUACAAGAAGACUGCUAAAGAAUAUCUUUUUUGGAAAGCUACCAAUGAUAUUGAAGGUUACUACAGUCACUCUCUUGAUGAUGACUCCAUGAAAUCUAUCUUGAAAGGUUGCUUGUCAAAGAUUACUGUCUAUGAUGCUAGAGAAAUCAUGAAGCUUGUUGAAAUCAAAACUAAGACUCGUGAGAUCCAAAAGGCAAUCAAUGAAGAGAAUAAUGUUAGCUACAAGUUGUAUGUGAAUGAUAUCAACAAUAUCAAGGCUGCUUUUGUUUGUGCUACUGCUUUCACUUGUCAGGAUGUAGAUACUGAACUCAUUAAAACCACGGAAGCUAAAGGAUAUCUUGUACACUAUAGUAUAUUUUAUUAA